UCCUCCUCGCGCCAGUAAUGAGCUUUUGGUAUCAGCUGCCGAGUUUGCCUAGUAAUUGGAGUCCUCGUUACAAUUUAUCAUGGUUACCUGCAGAAAGCCAGAGAUAUAGGAAGCCGCAGGUGAAGUAAUAAAAGAUGAAUAAUAGGGUGGUGCCAUUGAAAGUACCAGUAGCAAAGAAAGAAAAUGGAUCCAAAGAAGAAAAAGACACAAAACCUUCAAUCAAAAAGCCAGAGGAACAGAAAGCGCCUUCUGCCAUUAUAGAGAAACUACCCAAGAAGGGCUCGGGGGAAUCCCCAAGGACACACGCUCCAUUUCUAAGCUCUGAACAUCAGAAAUCCAUCAGCAUUAAAAUUAGUGAGUUUCUCCAUCCCAACGCACCGGACAUCUCCUCAUCAUUCGAGCAGCUGGUUCAACCCGCAGAACCGAAACCUGUGGAGGGCCUAGCCAACCCAUCGUUCUCCAUAGAGAAUGCCAGUGAUGACUGCGAUUCCACUCCCACGCAUAACGCCCCCAGCAUCUUCUCUUUUGAAGACAGUGCUAUCCAGGAGUAUAAUAAAACGAGGAGGAGAUUUGUCAGAGAAGACAGUGAGGGCAAGUCCUCGGAGGAAGGAGGGAGGGUCAUCUCUGUACAGCCUGCCAAAACUGUCCUCACCCCAGGCAGCAGGAACUCUGAGGGAGGGGGUCAGCUCCAUGUGCCGAGGUUUUCAGAAUCACGUCGCCCAAGUGACCCCACCUUCUUAAACAGUGGGACCAAGCUCUUAAACGAACUGUCCCCAGCAGGUCCUAAUGGAAAAACUGACGCCUUCCUUUACAAUUCUACUACAGAUGUUAGACAGGCACCUACAAGCCCCAGUUUCUAUGGGGGCUCUAAGUUUGAUUUACAACCCCCGCCCAGCCCUGGACUGCUCAGCAUCAAUUCAGCAUGGAGUGAGCUGGCCAAACUGCAUUCUAGAAGGUCAUCUUAUGGGGAUAUUUCAGAAACAAGGAGUAACAGUUUAUCCAAUGUGAGCAGCAGUCUGAGUCAGUACCUUCAUGACUUGGUCCGGGCGUUCUCCAGCCGGACAGAGAAGAUCAAAGAGAACACCAUCCAGCCCCCCACCCCCUCCUCACUGUCAGAGGUGGAUGCUGUGUCAGAGGCUAACUCAGCAGUUUCUGUGACAGAGGAUGAGUCUGCCAGACAGAACAGAAUUAACAAUUUUUAUCCUGAGCACAUGAAGCUGGGGAAGGAUGGUCUACCCACAGAGGCAGAGCUAGACAAGUUCUACAUGGACUGGGGCUGCUGCAAGUCCCGCCUCCCCACCUGCUGCAAAUAUCUACAGUUUCCCUCCAUUUUAGAACCACAAAGUAAGCUUUACAUGAGCUGGCUGGCCCUGGUUACUCUCUGCUUUACCUACAAUGUGUCUGUGAUUCCAUUACGAGGGAUCUUCCCCUACCAGAAUAACAAGAACCUGAUAUACUGGCUGAUUUGUGAUUAUUUCUGUGACUUUAUCUACCUGUUAGACAUUCUUGUUUUCAAACCAAGACUGACUUUCCUCAAUAGUGGACUAAUGGAAGAGGAUCAAAGACUGACAAAGAAGAAUUAUAUGAAGAAAAGCAUGUUUAAGUUUGAUGUUUUAUCUUUGCUGCCUUUGGAUUUUUUCUACUUUAAAGUUGGAGUUGUUCCUUGGCUUCGGUUUCCCAGAUAUUUUAAAAUUCAGACUUUCUGGGAGUUUUUUGAGCGCUGUGAUCAGGCGGUUAGAUCAGCUCACAUCCUCAGAAUUAUUAAGACAAUGAUCUACAUGCUGUUCCUGAUUCAUGUUGAGACCUGUGGAUAUUAUGCUAUGUCUGCCUAUGAAGGAAUUGGCAGCAAUAGAUGGGUGUACAAUGGAGUAGGCAAUGCCUAUAUCCGCUGCUUCUACCUGGCUACAAAGACGGCCACUUCCAUUGGAAACAACCCUCAGCCAACCAAUGUCAUGGAGUAUGUCUUUAUGACAGUGUACUGGGUGUCAGGAGUGUUUGUGUUUGCACUUCUGAUUGGUCAGAUCAGGGAUAUUGUGGAUGCUGCAGGAAGAGUUAAGGCCCUUUACAAUAAGAGAAUGGAUGCUGCCAUUUGGUACGUCAAGAACCUUAACCUGCCAAAGGAAACCCAGGAGAAAGUCAGGACCUGGUUUAUAUAUAACUGGCAGCAACAGAAGAUACUUGAUGAGAAGGCUUUGAUGGAUACACUGCCUAAGAACUUGAGGACUGAUUUGGCCAUCCAUGUUCACUUCAACACACUGAGUAAAGUCAAGCUGUUCCAGGAUUGUGACAAGACCUUACUGUUUGAUCUUGUAUUAAAGCUAAAGCCAAUACUAUACCUGCCUGGGGACUAUGUUUGUAGAAAGGGGGAAGUUGGCAAGGAGAUGUACAUCGUAAGUCAAGGUCAAGUAGACGUGGUAGGUGGCCCAGACAACUCAAUCGUCCUGGCAACACUGAAGGAGGGUAGUGUCUUUGGUGAAAUCAGUUUGCUGGCUCUGAGUGGAGGGGAAGGAAAUCGGCGGACAGCAGACGUCGUCUGUAAGGGAUUCACCAACCUCUUCAUCCUCUCCAAAGGCGACUUCGAGGCGGCCAUGGCGGAAUAUCCAGAGGCUCACAGACACAUGAAAAAGAGAGCCAAAAAGUUACUCAGGCAAAAUGCUAAAUUAGCCAAGGAGAGUGCCGAGUCGUUGGGAAGUUCCUGUACAGAUGAGAUCAUUAAAUCUACAUCAGCCAUUAGCAGAACUCCUAAAAUGGUCACAACUGUUAUGCAGGUGAUGGAUCCUGAUUCCCAGGUGAUGAAAAAACUGAACAAGUCACAUGACACACAGGAAGUGGAGGAAAUGUUGAAGGAACAGGAGAACUCAGGGAAAGGGCUGCCUACAGACCAAGAAGUGGAGGAAUUCUUCAAUGAGAUGCUGACAGUGGAGAUACCAGUCCCCACCCCACAAAGCCAGCACUCCCUGAGAAAGGGGAGCAGUAAACUAAAGAAAGAGGACACCAUAACCACAGAACACAGUGAGGAAUCAACAGACUCAGGGGUACAGCUGAUAAAAGCCUGCAGUCCUAUAGACAGCAUAACUAAAACCAUCAGUAACAAGGAAAGUAAAGAGUCUGUCCUCACUCCAGAAAUAACCACAGAUUUAGCGGACAUAUUGGAGGAAACCCGGAGCUGGGUGGAGCAGCAGACGCUUCAUACACAGAUGAUCAGUGAUGGAGGUUUCCUGGCGGAAUUCUUUGAGGAUGACCUCACGAACAAUCCAGAGGAGGAGCCAGCACACAAUGAGGAGGAGCCCAGGGGAGAUAGGUCUGAGGACCAGGUGACAAAGGACAUGGAAGGUCAAGGUUGUCUUCAGAACGUUGAACUUCAUGGAGAGCUCAGGCGUGAGAGUGAGGAUAUGAACAUGAACAGCAUAGAUAACUUGUUGAGUAAAAUAGAGGAAGAACAUGCCAGUAGUGUGGUGGAGAACAGUGAACACAAUGCAGCUGAAAAUGUGUCAGUGGAUAUGGGGGAUGGUAUUACAAGUGUAAGGGUAGAAAAUGAACUAGAGGAGGUAGAUGAUAUAGAGUUGAACAAAGACAGUUUGAAAGAUGAAAAAGUUGAAACAAAUGUUGAACAAGGUGAAAAAGUAGUUGAAAUCAAGGCAGUUGACAAUGAACUGAAUUCACUUGAGAAUAAAAUUGUAUCUGAACCAAAACAACUCAUGAGUGUAGAACCCAAAAGUAGAUCCCUCUCCAUUCACAGUGCUGGAUCAUUGACUGAAAGUGACAUCAUAGAAAGGGAACCAAAGAGAAAUCCCAUACAGGAGUCCAAACGCGUCAUGUCUGAACCGGCAAACCUCUCUAUAAACAGAAUUCCCUCCAAGAACAGAAUAACGUGUGCUGUGGAGGUCCACCGUGAAAAAAGCAUCACCCCCACCUCUGUGGUGGAGUGGCAAGACAAUGGAGCUAUGGAGUUACAAAAACAAGGCAGUACUGCGUCUUCACCACGGGAACUGCAGUAUUUUGAGUCAAGUGUUUGAUGGUACUUAUUGUUUGUGACUGUAGUAUCACGUAAUCUUAAAUGUUACUGUUGAUUCUCUGUCACAAGUUGUGUGCUAAAUGAAAAGUCUUAAUUUAUUUAUUGUGAGAGAAAGAUUGGUCAAGUUUUAUUUGUUGUAAAUGUAAAGUGUAUUUCAUAAGAAUUUAUAUAAACCUUAUUGACCAUCAUCAAAACCAACUAUCUAUGUGUAUUUUCAAUUCUUGCCUGGUAGGAAAUGCAUUAUACACAUUAUGUGAGUUAAAGUGCAUGUGAAAUGUUUUUGUGAUUGUGGUACCUUGUAAAUUUUCUAUAGCCUUGUGCUCUGUUAUUUAUUAUUAUUUAUUCAAAACUAUAUUUCGUUAAAAUUUGUAAUACUUUUUAAUUAAAUUCUAAGCUGGCUUAGAAAUCAUGUUUAUAAAUUCAUCAACAGAUUUUCUAAUCAUUGUGUUUAUGAAAUGUAAUCUUACU
Messenger RNA from Saccostrea cuccullata (small rock oyster), 4483 nucleotides. RefSeq names its product cyclic nucleotide-gated cation channel beta-3-like. The transcript is spliced from 19 exons. Gene Ontology annotation, biological process: monoatomic cation transmembrane transport. Lineage: Eukaryota; Metazoa; Mollusca; Bivalvia; Ostreida; Ostreidae. Gene Ontology annotation, cellular component: plasma membrane; intracellular cyclic nucleotide activated cation channel complex. The coding region runs from base 135 to 4016 and encodes 1293 amino acids. Gene Ontology annotation, molecular function: cGMP binding; protein-containing complex binding; intracellularly cAMP-activated cation channel activity. The record is from RefSeq and is a predicted model, not a curated record.